Messenger RNA from Polyodon spathula (Mississippi paddlefish), 3112 nucleotides. RefSeq names its product dynein axonemal intermediate chain 3 (gene dnai3). Gene Ontology annotation, molecular function: dynein heavy chain binding; dynein light chain binding. NCBI's taxonomy places the organism in Eukaryota, Metazoa, Chordata, Actinopteri, Acipenseriformes, Polyodontidae. The transcript has 23 exons. The coding region runs from base 163 to 2919 and encodes 918 amino acids. Gene Ontology annotation, biological process: inner dynein arm assembly; cilium movement involved in cell motility. The record is from RefSeq and is a predicted model, not a curated record. Gene Ontology annotation, cellular component: inner dynein arm.
CGCCGGAAGCCGUUUUACUCUAAUUCGAGGGAUAGAGAAAAUACGUGAAUCUGAUAGUUUAUAAAUUAGUAAUAAUAAAAUAUAACUAUUUUCUUUGUGAAGUGCAGCGAGAGGACUUCAUAACAGGACUUUUUACGGGUGGGAUACAAGAUCCUUUAAAAGAUGUCAGAUAAGCCUAAUAAGAAGAACACUCCUGGAAAAGAUGCCACAAAGAGACGUAAAAGUGCAACCAGCACAACCAGCUCUCAAAAAAGUUUCAAGGGAAAAACUAAGACAACAGCAGCUAAAAAAGAAGACACACCAACUACACCAACUGGGAGUGCUACAGAGUCAGGUCCACCUGAAGAUAUCUUCCCACUGGUUCUUACCUCCAAGACCCAAGAACUGUUUCAGUGCCGGGCAGAUGAAGAUCUCACACAGGACAACCUCCACAAAAUCAUCAAGAAGGAAGAGAUCCUGAAUGAUAUGAAGAUGAGGGCUGCUGUCUCUGAUUUCUACCCGGUCAAGCAGAUGGUUAUGAACUACCCAGGGGAGGAGCUGUUAUUGGUGUUUGAUAGAGACUUUAAAUAUGGACAGAGUUUCUACCUUGUAGGAACAGAAGACACAAAGGAAAGAAUUUUACACCCCCCGGAACCAUCAGAGGAAGAGGGAGUUGAGGAAGAAGAUUUGCUGGAACCAUUUUUAUACAAAACACCAGAACCCAAACCAUGGGAGUCUCUGGGAAGCAGUCUCGAGAUUGAAGAGGAAUCGGUGAAAGACUCCAGAUGCAAGCACAGAUAUAAGAUUUCCCGAAAACGUAGAGAAUUUGGGGCUCCGGUGAAGUUUACUGAUCGCAAUGCUUCAGUGGUGCGUGAUGGCUACAUAGAAUGUACCCCCUACCCAGACAAAAGCUUCAGUGUUACAAAAAUGGAGAUGGACACUGGUAUACAGGCUGUUCCACAGCUGCAGGAGACCAGCACACAGACAAAAUGGAAAUACCCACGGAAUGCUUGCACCCAGUAUGUGCCCAGGGAAUUCACGGAUGAAGAAAAAGAAAACUUCAUGAAUUCUCAAAGCCUUAAAGAUUUCAUUAACUCUGUAGCUUUAAGAUUUGAAAUAGCUGUCCAGCAGAAUGAAAUAAUGGAUGCAUUCUUUGAUGACUGGAAAGCUCUGGGGGAGGAUGAGAGCACAUUUGGUGGAAAGACAGACACUCAUCUGAAAGAGUACCAGUCCUUCACAGACCUGUAUUACAGCAAAGACAAGGCAGUCAGCUGUAUUAACUGGCACCCAACUAUCUAUGGCAUAAUAGCUGUUGCUGUAUCAGAAAGACUUUCCUUUGAAGACAGGAUUAAUCUCUCUGCUAAGCUAGUCUUGACCCCUUCGCUGAUUCUCAUCUGGAGCUUUUCUGAUCCCAUACAUCCUCAGUUGCUGAUGGAAUGUCCCGAUGAUAUCUGCUGCUUUGAGUUCUGUCCUAGUGAUCCGAAUAUCAUUGUUGGUGGCUGCAUUAAUGGACAGGUUGUCUUAUGGGACAUUUCCGCAUAUGCAGAGCGUUUACAAAGCACAAGGACUGGAGGAGCAAAGCACACUCCUGCUGCCGUAAAUGCAUUACCAGGGUUUGAGGACAAAAAUGUGAAGAAAACUCCUAUUGUGCGCUACUGUGCUGUCUCCUCCAUAGAGCAUGGGCACAAAGCACCAAUUAGUGAUGUACAAUGGCUGCCAGACUACUAUGAGAUUUCAAGACAAGGAAUCCCCUUGGAAAACAAAAAUGGAAUUUGUGUCCAGAUUAUUACAUGUGCUCCUGACUGCUCAGUCAAUUUUUGGGAUAUCCGGCCACCAAACGUUGUUACCCAAGCAAUGACGGACCGAAAGAAACAGGAGGAAAAACACCUUGAGAAUCCCCAAGGAAUUCCAAAUACUUUCAAACACCUUGAUCUCACCUGGAAGCCUCUAAUUAAGGUGGGUCUCCCUAGGAUUGAAACAAGUGGAGAGUACAGCGCUGUAAAAGUUAGUCUGAAAGACAUUCUUCAAGAAGGACGGCUACGUGGCAUUACCGAUAAAUCUCGUGCUGCAAAACUGGAAAAGUCAGACGGAGGACUUGAUUAUGGGAUGCUGAGGGUGCCCUCUGCAAAAAACCUCAAGACACAAGAGGACAUCAGCACCACAUUCUUUGUUGGAACAGAAGAUGGAGAACUGGUGUACUCAGACUUUAAACUGGAAAAAGACAGUGAUUCUGGAAAACUAACCAGUUCCAAACCUACUCGUUGUUUCGUAAUACAUGAUGGUUUAGUCACCACAGUGAAGAGAUCCCCUUUUUUCAAAGACAUUGUCCUGACAGUAGGAGGCUGGACUUUUGCCAUUUGGAAAGAAGGGCUGAUGAACGGUCCCAUCCUUCAGUCCAGUGCUUCCCAGAAGAAAUGUACAGUGGGGCACUGGUCCCUGUCCAGACCCGGAGUCUUCUUCAUCGGGAAGGAGGAUGGGAACAUCGAUAUCUGGGACCUGCUAGAGAAAACACAUGAGCCUUCACAAACACAAAACAUCUCCACCGGACAGAUAACUUGCAUCAAGCCAUGGAUCGUGUCAUCCAAGCAACACCUUCUGGCUGUGUCUGAUGAGUUUGGCACACUGCAUAUUUUAGAGAUUCCAUGGACACUCCGUCACCCUUCAAGUAAUGAAAAACUAAGUGUUACCAAUUACUUUGAGAGGGAAGUUAAACAUCUGAAGUAUUCUGAGAAACGGAGAGAAUUCAGAGAACAGGAGAAAAGAGACAUGGAUGCAGAGGAGCUGAGAAGACUGUCUGAGAUUGUUCAUGAAAAGACAGCAGAGCAGCUGGAAGAAGAGGUUCAGCAGGAGUUCAGGGAGUACCUGAAACUGGAGAAAUGCAUUCUGUCUGAUAUGGGUUUGAUAAAGCCAGCCGAGGAUAAUCCACUGCCUGGGGUCUGACAACACUGCUGUCAUGCCAAGUCUGUUCUGCUGUAUGAAUCACAGUAUUUCAGAUACAAGAUACAAAUAAAAAAAAUAAAAAAACUUUGUUGUUCACGAUGUAGUCUUCCAGUUAUGUACAUAUUCCAAUAAAUAAAAAUACAGAAUUCUAUAUAGCUAGAUAGAUAGAUAGAAAGUGUGCACAUUUAUUAGA